This is a messenger RNA of Tachysurus vachellii, 972 nucleotides long. Its product is annotated as hydroxycarboxylic acid receptor 2-like. Gene Ontology annotation, biological process: G protein-coupled receptor signaling pathway. Lineage: Eukaryota; Metazoa; Chordata; Actinopteri; Siluriformes; Bagridae. Gene Ontology annotation, molecular function: G protein-coupled receptor activity. The transcript has a single exon. The record is from RefSeq and is a predicted model, not a curated record. Bases 1 to 972 code for a protein of 323 amino acids. Gene Ontology annotation, cellular component: membrane.
AUGUCAAACUCCUCAGUUUGUUGUGUGUUUGAGCCACUUAUUUUAAUUAAUGUCCUACCCACUAUACUUAUCAUGGAGUUCAUUUUUGGCCUCACAGGGAACAUUUUGGCCCUCAUUAUGUUUGCUCUUGAUGCGGAGCGCUCAAAGCCAAACUCCAUCUACCUGGCAAACCUGGCUGUGGCUGACUCUGUGCUUCUCUUCUUCAUGCCAUUUAGAGCCGACUACUACAUCAGAAGCCAGGACUGGAUCUUCGGAGAUGCCUUCUGCCGCAUCCUGCUCUUCGGUGUGGCAGCCAACAGGGCAGCUAGCAUCUUCUUCCUCACUGCCGUAGCUGUGGACCGCUACCUGAAGAUUGUGCACCCAUUACACCGCAUAAAUAGGAUGAAUCUGAGCUACGCCAUGUGGGUCUCUGUAGGCCUCUGGGUUAUGGUUAUACUUUUGACAGGUCAGUUAUUGGGCAGACCGCACUUUUUUAAGUUCGGCAAUCACACCCAGUGUGAGAGCUUCAACAUAUGCUUGGAUAACAAUCCACUAUCAAUCUGGAGCAAUGCCUUCUAUGUGAUCCAGUUCUGCGUGCCAGGCAGCAUCAUCAUCUUCUGCACAGCCUGCAUUACAUGGCAGCUGAAAACCAAGACCAUGGACACCACAGGCAAGGUCAAGAGGGCAGUCCAGUUCAUUUCAGUUGUUGCCAUGGUCUUCAUCAUCUGCUUCUUGCCAAGCACUGCUUCACGGGUUGCUGUUUGGGUCCUGAAGAUCUGGUACAGCGAGUGUUCACACUACAAUGAUGCAAAUGUGGUUUUUUAUUUUUCACUCUGCUUCACCUAUUUAAAUAGUGUUCUUAACCCUCUGGUUUACUACUUUUCCACUCCUGCAUUCAGUGGCACCAUACAAAAAAUUAUCAGGAGACUUACAGGGCAAAAAGAAGAAGUGGUGUCAGGGAACAGGAGUGUGGCUUCAGUAACAAGUGGUUAA